Molecule: messenger RNA, 1647 nt
Organism: Orbilia oligospora ATCC 24927
Lineage: Eukaryota; Fungi; Ascomycota; Orbiliomycetes; Orbiliales; Orbiliaceae
Exons: 5
Coding region: 1-1647 (548 amino acids)
Cellular component (GO): mitochondrion
Molecular function (GO): 2-methylcitrate dehydratase activity; 2 iron, 2 sulfur cluster binding
Source: RefSeq, a predicted model, not a curated record
AUGUUCGUGGGAAGACGCGCUUGCCCUCGCAUUUCAGGCUUCAGGUCCACUCGCUUGUAUUCGACCUCACUCGCUUCAACCGCCCGUCGUACCCCCGCCCUCCUCGCCCGCUCAUCAUUUAGAAACCCAGCUGUUGCUGCUACUUCACAGUUGCCCAGGGCUUUCUCAACCAGAGCCUCCCUCAUGUCUGCUCCAAUUCCAGCUACCUCUCACGAGGCGGACAAGGUCCUAACUGAUAUCGCCGACUAUGUUCACAACUAUGAUGUCAACUCGGAGUUGGCUUAUGACACAGCAAGAUUGGUCUUCCUUGACACCCUUGGGUGUGGUAUGGAGGCCAUGAACUUCAAAGAGUGCACUAAGCUCCUCGGCCCUGUCGUCGACGGAACCGUCGUCCCCAAUGGUAGCAGAGUUCCCGGAACUGACUACCAGCUGGACCCUAUCCGUGCUGCAUUCAACAUUGGUACUCAAAUCCGUUGGUUGGACUACAAUGACUGCUGGCUUGCUGCAGAAUGGGGCCACCCCUCUGACAAUCUCGGCGGUAUCCUCGCUGUUGCCGACUGGCUCUCUCGAACCUACAAGGCCGAGGGUAAGGCUGCUCUCAAGAUCAAGGAUGUUCUCAAGGCCAUGAUCCAGGCCCACGAAAUCCAGGGAUGCUUGGCUCUCCUUAACAGCUACAACAAGGUUGGAUUGGACCAUGUCGUACUCGUCAAGGUCGCAACCACUGCAGUUGUAUCACGCUUGCUCGGUUUGACAAGGGACCAGACCGUGGACGCCAUCUCCCAAGCUUGGGUUGACGGCCAGAGCUUGAGAACCUACAGACAUACCCCCAACACCAUGAGCAGGAAGAGUUGGGCAGCUGGUGACGCAUGCUCGAGAGCUGUUAACCUUGCUUUGAUUGUCAAGCAGGGAGAGAAGGGUAUUCCAACCGUUCUCUCUGCUCCAGUCUGGGGCUUCUACGAUGUCCUCUUCAAGGGCAAGGAGUUCGAGUUCCAGCGCCCAUACGGAACCUAUGUUAUGGAAAAUGUGUUGUUCAAGGUCUCUUAUCCAGCUGAAUUCCACUCUCAAACCGCUGUCGAGGCCGCGAAGAAGAUCUUUGCUACCCUCAAGUCCAUGGGCAAGUCCGCAGAAGAUAUCGACAACGUUGUGAUCCGAACACACGAAGCCUGUGUCCGCAUCAUCGACAAGCAGCACAAGCCAAUGACAAACUUUGCUGAUCGUGACCACUGCAUCCAGUACAUGGUUUCCGUCAUGUUGUGCUACAAUCGUCUUGAGACCACUGACUACCCAGAUGAAUCCGAAGCCGCUCAGUCCGAACUCGUUGAAUCUCUCAGACGCCGUAUCUCUUGCGUCGAGGAUCCUCAAUACACCGCUGAUUACCAUGACCCUGCCCUCCGAACCAUCCCCAACGCUCUCACCGUCACUCUCAAGGACGGAACCGUCCUCGAGGAAGUUGCCGUUGAUGCUCCACUCGGUCAUCGCACCCGACGUGACGAGGCCAAGCCCGUCAUCCUCGAGAAGUACAAGAGACAUCUGUCUCCUCACUUCUCCGAGCAACAUGUUAAGUCUUUGAUCGAUCUUGGCAACGAUUCCGCCAAGUUGCUCGAGACUGACGUCGACACCUAUGUUGAUAUGUACAUCAAGAAAUAA